UGGGACAUAACGGUGAGGAGAAAUAGAGGAGGGGGGAGAAAAACAAGAAAUUAAAAAAAGAAAAGGAAGAAAGAGAAAGGGAGGGAGAGAGAGAUAGAAAAAAAAAAGAAAGAUGUCAUCUCAAUUUAACACCCGGUGUGGAACGUCGAACUGCGGCCGAGUGGGAGCGCUCUAGCUGAGGCCAGGACUGAACGCAAUCCCGAGGCUUCGACUCGCUUGGCCUAUUAAGGAAAACAAAAUAAAAACUAAAUUAACUAUUGUUCUGUAAUACGUUUUCGAAUCAGUACUUACAAUUAGCGUUGAAAUAAUGUCUUCAAAAUAUAUUUAGCUAGCCAUUUUAUUAAUAGCUAAUCAGAUUUUGUUUUGUUGCAUGAUUAGCUAGCUAGCUAACAGUUACUGUGAUUUCGAGUAGCUAGCUAUAUAGAAAUUCUACAAUUAAGUUAACUAAUAUUAUAGUGUUGACUAGCUAGUGUAUACGGGGAUUAUGUGCGUUUCAGUCAGUAAAUAAGCUUGCUAACCACCUAGCUAAGUGUUCAAACCAAAACGUAGCACCUAGCUAGCAACAAGAUUGUCAACAUCUAGGUAGCUAAUGUUAGCUGGUUAGUUAUAUGUAGCUAGCUUUCCGUUGAAAGUGAUUGCAUCGUAUUAGCUAGCUAGCUAUAAGCUAAUACAUGCAAACAAGGAACUACGUGCAUUUUGAUGAAACAGAAUUUAUUGCAAAUUACAUAUAUAUUAGUAUCUGCUCUAUAGCUACCGCCAUAAGAUAGCAAGCUAACGUUAACUUAAGUUAGGUCAUUUUGAACAGGGCGAUUAUCAUCAAUCUCGAUUUCAUUAAGAUCUGUUGGCUAUAUACCAUUAGUUAAGUAGGAUAUAUCGGCUUUGCUGAUAUUGUUCAUUGUAUAAAUAGUUUUAUAAGGACGAUUAUUUUCUUCAACGUUGUGGUUCAAAAUGGAUGCUGCUUGGAGUAAUUUUCUGUUUCAGAAUACGCCCACUCAAACCCAAGUGGAAGCGACUCUCCAAUCAGACCUCCUCCCAGUGCUCACAGGCUCUGCCCAGAAUCCACCCACAGAGCACAUAGCCCCACCUCCUUCCACAGUGGACACUGCUGCUCUGAAUGAGGAACCUUUACCAGCAAAGCCAGUGUCUCGGCCUGCUCGAGCUGCCCAUAUCUGCCCCCUUUGUAACAAGCAGUUCAAGAACAGCUACAACCUGCGGCGCCACCAGUCAGUCCACACAGGAAUCCGUAUGAAGGACAAAGCUGCCAGAGAGAGGGAGGCAGGAAUGAAGGAAGGAGCGGCAGCAGCAGUCGGACGAGUGGAGAGACAGACUGUACCUCUCUCCUUACUCCAUCUCUCUGUUCCUCCUCCUCUUCCCCCUCCUGCCAUGUCAGUUCCUCAUCCAUCUGCUCUAGGAAAUCAAGAAGGUGAAGUGGUUGCCAUGUCAGUCACCACAGCUAAUGUUACCAUGGCUGGCCCACCUCCUCCUCCUGCUGCUGUAGUAAUCGCUGGGGCAACGGUACAGCAGCGUGCAGCUAACCCCAGCCCAAACCCGGUGCGUAAGAACCACGCGUGUGAGGCCUGUGGGAAGGCCUUCCGGGACGUGUACCACCUCAACAGACACCGGCUGUCCCACUCGGAUGAGAAGCCUUACUCCUGCCCCAUCUGCCAGCAGCGCUUCAAGCGGAAGGACCGCAUGAGCUACCACGUGCGCUCCCACCAAGGAGGCGUAGAGAAACCCUACGUCUGCCCCCACUGUGCCAAGGGCUUCUCACGGCCUGAUCAUCUGAACAGUCAUGUAAGACAGGUCCAUUCAAAGGAGAGACCCUUCAAAUGUGAGACGUGCGAGUCUGCAUUUGCUACACGUGACCGGCUUCGAGCUCACAUGAUCCGCCAUGAGGAGAAAGUGCCAUGUCACAUCUGUGGCAAGCUGCUGUCUGCAGCCUACAUCACUGAUCACAUGAGGGUGCACAACCAAUCACAGCACCAUGCCUGUCACCUCUGCAACCGCAGCUUUACUACUCUUACAUACCUGCGUGUCCACGCACAGAAGCACCACGGUCAGGAGUGGAAGGAGAGUGCGGGUCAGAGAGGGGGAUUUGGGGGAACCGGGCCUGGAGGUGUCCUGUUAUGUCAACUCUGCGGGGUGCACUGCAAGACCCCCACCCAACUGCAAGGCCACAUGGGCACACACACCAGCCCCCACACCACCCCGAGCCCCAUCACCACCACCACGGCGUCCAGCAGCUCCAUCUCCCUGGGCAACAUGGUGUCUGGACCUAGCGUGUUUGUCAGCGGGAACACCGGGGUGGGGCUGCUGGUGUCCGAUUGUUCUGGCAUAGCCCCCCAGUCCCACAGCUAGCAGGAAGGACUAAAGGGAUAGGGGAGAGAGAGCCGGUGGGUGAGAGAGACCGUGGGCAACAGUCAAGGUGAGGGAGGGCAUGUCCUUUCUCUGCUCUUGCCAUGUGUUUUAUGUCCGUGAAUUUCUGCCUAUCCCCUCUUUUUCUCUCUUCGCCCCGUUUAGAGAAACGGUAUGGUCUACUCGGCGUGUGUAUGUGCUGUUACCUUUCUCUCUGUGUCAGUGUUACUGUACUGUUGUGUCCUGCAAGUGUGUGUGAAUCAUACUAACCCAUUCUCUCAUUCUGUCCUCAGUUUGUUGCUGUCCUUCACUCCGAUCACUCAGCCAGCUGUAGAGGGUAGGGUGUUCAGAGGAUCCAACAUGGAAUCCUAGUGGCUGUACCCCCACCCCCCCCCUCAGCCAUCCUCUUUACAGAAAACAAAAGACAGGAAUUUGGACUCAGAAAGUAGAGAAGGUUCAUCAUUUGAACUCAUUUACUUAGCAUGAAAUACACUAGCUAACCUGGUUAUGGAAAUGGAAGAGACAAACAAUAUACUGUUAUCUGGAAUAAAACGGUAAUCACACUACUAGAAUGGUUUGUUUAGGAAGGCUUGUGAUCCUUCUGAAGAGGUACCUGUAUAGUUUUGUUCAGCAGCAAAGUCAUGUAUUGUAAUGCUAUAUACUGUAUGCAGGUAUACCCCUUAUUCCAAAUAGUAUGCAUUCCAGUGGAAAAAACCACUAACCGAAACACAACAUAAGGGCAUCAUUUUAACUUUAAUUUAUUGGUGAUGUGUUCCGUGCAGCAUUGUUACAUAUCAAUGAAUGGUAAACGCUAAAUUUUAACAAAUCUUUAUAGAAGCAAGGAACACAAUACAUGUAAACCCAUGGUAUGAAUUCUUUAAAAGCAGUUACAAAUUAGGUGUACAAACAAACUCUAGGAGAAAUAUUCAAAAUCUGCAAUAAAGCCGUUUAAAUUUUCCAAAACUUUUACUUGUUCUUGCUCACUCGCUUGCUGACUGUCUCCCAGCCUCUCAGACUCAAGCCCCUGCAGGAUAAGAUGAAAGUAAAGUAGGAAUGAAGUGUUCAUUUUUCCAAAUGCAUCUUUUGUUUCUCACUAACCUAUAAGCCAAUUUGAGUCAAAAGCUUUUGUCUUAAAUUGGCUUAUAGCUUAGUGGAAGCCAAUUCUUGUUAUCUGUGAAGGCAGUAAUAUGGUAGAUAGCUCAAUUUAGACAAUUACUAAUUUAAUUAACAGUCUAUUGAAUAGAAGAACAGUGCUUCGCAGUGGACUUGCGGUCCAUCCCAGUGACGGCUAAUUGGCUUUUAGCUUUGUAUAUCCUUCAAAACAUUCUAAAAAUCGUGAAUGCAAUAUAAAAAUUGUAUUACUUAUUGAAAUCGGAUACUUGAGCUGCUUUUUUGUCAUAUUUAUUACAUUUUCAAAACUCAUAUAACAGCAGUGUCCAGUCUUGCCCAAAAAGAACCAAUGUGGGUGCAGGUUUUCGUUUCACAUCUGAAUCUACGGUUCAAGAUCUUGAUUGAAGACCAUGAUUAGUUAAUUAGUUGAAUCAGGAGUUGGAGUGCUAAACUGAAAAAUACACAUCAGCCCUUUUCACAUAAGAUUGGACACCCCUGAUCAAUGAAAAGAGGAUUUAUUAGGGAAAUAGCUGCAUUGACUGCUUUACUAUAUGAAUUUGGCAGCAUGAGUAGUGCUGUCAUGUUUGUCAGAUUGAGGGUUAUGGAUAACUAAGCCAACUCACCAUGAAUUGAUAUUAUUGUAGCAGCCCUUUCAAACCACAGCUUUCUUAUAAUCAUUUUCUGUGCAAUUACAUAUGUUACCUGCAGAUGGAGCUCCUACGCUCUCUCAUUGGAGACAUUGUUUGACUGGAUAGCCUGCUAACUGUAAGAAAUUUUAAACCAUCAUUGUCACCCUAUUUUAUUUGGCUACUGCUUCAACAUAUAUUUCUACUGUUUCCUAAAGAAUCCGCCUUUGAUUUGAUUUUAAGUAAGGCAUUGUGAUAGAAAUCAGGAUUCUCAAAGCGGAUGUUGCCACAUACACUUUCUGCCUAUACUGUUAACUUUUGUAAAAUGAGAAUAUUUGAAUUACUAGAGUAAUUUGUUUGUUAAAAUGAUUAGGCCUAUAGGUAUUAACAUUAAGCAAAAUGAAAGAUAUGCUUUCAAGUUGUAGACUAGGCCAUUUCCCAUUAAUACACCGUUUUAGGCGUAAUUGGGAUUCCAUGCAAGGAAGACAAACUGUCCCUUUAAAAAUUACAUUAGUUGUCUUUGUUUAACCAUGAAAAAGCUAAAUUAAUGGAUUAAUAGCAGUCACAAAAUGGUUUGUUCAUCUUGAGAAAUUCUCAAACUCCUAUCAGUACUGACCGUCAGUUUGUAGGCUACAGCGAUUGUAAAUAUCCGUAGUCAGGAUGCUGGUUAUACUGUAAGAGCUUUAAGAAUGGGUAAUCUGUCAGAACAGUGCUUGUGACUGAAAUGGUUGAGCAUAGCUCUGGUGCAUAUACGUUUGAACAUAUCAGCUUUCCAUUAAAAAGUUUGCAAUGAACUUAUUCAAAAAUGUUCUCACAGAAAGUCCACUUAAGGCUUAUAUGGAAAGGGACUGCAAGCAUACUGCUGUUGGGUUUGUCGCUUGGUGGUAGAGCAGCAGGACUGAUCAGAGUCCACCAGAGAUGGUAGCUCACUUCAUCCCUAACCCCCUUAAUGAUCAUAAUAAAAAACAAACACGUACAAAUUUGCUAGUCUCCUGACUUGCAAAUGUAAUGAUAAAGCGUCCUGUGUCUAUCUGCACACCAAACCCAAAAAUGUAAUCUGAAGGCUACAAUUUAACGUCCCAUAACUUUGUCAUACCUUUCCCUCACUCUUUAAUUCACUCUCCAGCUCCCUCUUCAAAACUAUCCAUGGCAUUUUCCCUCCCUGGUGAUUCUUCUCCCUCCUCUCCAAAGCCUUCGCACAUGGUCAUGUCACCACAUAUCCAGCCAGUCCUCCAGAACCCUGGAGUCUUUUCAAUGUCCCGUAGUGUCAACCCUCCUUUGUACCAACUGUGUCUUGCGUCCUAUUGCUGCCCCCAUCAUUUACGAUUCAUCAGUAUAAGCAACAGAUUAUAUACAGAUCUAAUCAAUAAGCCUGUCUUCACUGGACUCAUUCUCCCGGGUCUCUUGCCAUAGAAGCGGUCUUGCUGACACAUGCUCCAGGCCAUCCCAACAGCCCUGGCCAACAUCAUGUUGUUUCACUUUUCAGAUCCAUAAUUUUACAACCCAACCACGGCAUCAGAUUUAACCCAUAGUUUUUUUGUUAUUUAUUUUCCCUGAGUCUGCUUCUUUUGAACACCACCUUCGACUAGACUGAAUUACUGCUGCUCAACCUUGCACCGCCUCAAUUCUUGGCUGCUGGCGGUCAGUACAACUCAAAAAAGCGGUAACAAACACUAAAUAACUGGUCUAAAGUGGAGUAACCAGUCUCCUGGAAUCACAGUAGUCCUAUAGUAAAGAAAAGAUCUAAUUAAGCCAUGCCACCACAUUUUGUGCAAAAAAAUAACAUGCAUUGCCACCCAAAGGUGAAAACAUUUGUUCAUUUUCACCUGGAGCCCAACCCACAUUCUUGAUGUAGAAGUAGGUUAAAAUCAGCAUAAGCAAUUUAUUGCCCCAUCUCUGCCCCUCUUCUUGAUUGGUGGGUAAGUAUUAUGCAUUCAAACCGAAUGCUCAAAUUACCCUGCUCUUUCAAACCGCCUGUGGUCGUGUUUUGACAGCCUGGACAGUGUUCCCCCUGCCCCCAAUGGUUAUCACAGGUUUCACUUGUUGCGUACGGUCCACUGCAGUCAGAGCAGCACCAAGUUACUGAUAUCGCCAAGAUUGCGUCUGUACUUGGAUAUUCUUAUUAUCAUCUUGUAGUGAUUGUGCUUUCAUUCCACCUUUGCUGGAGAGACACAUUAGACUUCUUAAAGUAUGCUUCACUGUGCAUGGCUUUCACACUCGUGACUUUCUGGAGACCUCCAGGUUUUUGUGGUUGCCACGAUGUCUUCCCAUAGUGCCACUGGCUCAUUCAUAACAAGAUCAUGCAAUCUUAGUGCUGUGGGGAUUUGUUCCUUUCCUUUCCUUUACUCAAAUUUUGCUUUGUCUCUGAGUAACACUCAGGUUGCUUCAGUACAUACCCUUUGUUUUGGUAGCACAGCAUUCACAAAGAGAUUUUUGUUUCAGAAUUUUUUCCUUACUGUUUUUAAUUUAGGAAUAUAUAUAUUUUUUGAAGUCCAUUGGCCUUGCACAUGUAAACAAAGCUAGUGGCUGUCAGCAGGCUGUGAGUGUUCUGGGUGAAAGUCAUAAUCUUUGAAUUAUGGAUUUUCUUCAUUUUUAAAAUAUAUUCAUGUUUUUCUCUCGAGGAAACAUAUGACAACUUGUAUGGGGAAACACUGAAUGGGGGUAUAUCUGUAUGUGUAUACAGUAUAUAUACACUUAGUGAUCACAUUAUUAGGCCUGUGCACCGGCUUGUUCAUGCAAAUCUGCGGCCAGAAACGCUUUGUUCAUGAGAGUGGUCAGAGGAGAAGGGUCAAAGCUGGCAGGAAGGUGAUAGUACUGCAAAUAACCAUGCAUUACAACAGUGGUAUGCAGAAGAGCAUCUCUGAACACACAGUGCGUCAAACCUGAGUGGAUAGGCUACAGCAGCAGAAGACUUAAGUCAAAAAAAUAAGUCUAAUAAAGACCUAAUAAAGUGCUCACUGAGUGUAUGUCAGUAUCCUGAAAGGCAUUAUUGAUUAAACAAAUAAAUGUGACUAGUUGGUUGUUGCCAAGACAAUAUAGCUUUCCACCUUUAUUAGGCAGAUACAGUCAUGAGGCAUUACGACAUUACAGUACAUGCAAAUGUUAAAGGAGAGGUCUGUAGGUAUACUAUUGAAUGUCAUUACCAUGUCACAUAUGCAUUUUGAUUUUUGCUAGAAUCGAUUGACAGAUAUGUAUGACUUGGCAGUGUCUCAUAAAAAUGUAUGCGUUAACUUCCACAACACAACUUGGCUGGUUCCUUUUCCUUUGUCGUAGGGACUCAUCUAUGAACACGAUACUGUGCCAUUAUGUGUGUGGUAGGAUUAUACUGAAGUGUCUGUGUGCCAAUGCCACAUUGACGCAUUGUCCUACACCAGACACUAGGCCAGAUUGUAUGGCUCUAUCCCAGAGCUAAAGUCUUGCUGUGACCUAGUAUAAUCCAGGUUUCUUUGUGACAGUGGAUUUUGGCAAUACUUUUGCUGGAAGUGCAUAGAACAGGCAGUGGUUGCGCUAUCCCGUGGAAUGCAGGACAUUUCAAAAUCAGCGUUUUACACCAAUUUACUCACUUUGAUGAAAAUUACUUUUUGCCAUAAUGUGCCAACUCACAAUAACAAUUGUAUGUCAUUCAUAAUUUUAUCAUGGCACUUGUAACAGAAGUGGGAUGAAAUAAGAAGCAAAUAGACCAAUGUUAUGGCGUUCUGGGGAAAAGGUUUUUGCCACGAGUAAUAUAAAAAAAACAACACUAAAUUAAUGUUGGGCAAGAUAGCUACAGCGUGACAUCAAAUUUUUGGCUUUUCAUUCAAAUACAGCACUUUCAAUGCUACCAAAGGCUGUGUAAAUAUUAUGAUCAAUAAACAACACAAAUUUCAAACACUGAAAGAUGAUUGGCUCAAAGAAACAGUUAUUGUUUUGUUGUGGUUCAAGUCGAGGUCAUCUAAUCUUAAAAAAAUAAAUUUAAUAAAAACCUUUAAAAAAAAACCUUGGAAUAUCUGCAUUUAUAGAAUGCACUGUAAUUUCUAAUAAAAUUGUAAUUCAUUUUCUGCAUACAAAACUGUUAUCGUGACCACUGAUAGGGUUGGUGAUGCAUGACUGUCUUGGCUGUUGUCAUUCUCUCAUAGAUCCCAUUUAUAAGUAUCAGUACUGGCAUCAUAUUGUUGACUCGUCAAAGGUUCAGGCAACUGGACAUUGGGAUUCCUGCCCUCAUCUACAUUUCCACCGUGUUAAACCAUUGUACCAUAUAAAAUGACACCAGAUAUUUUAGCAUACAGCGAGAUUUUUAUUUUAUUUUUUAUUCACACUAUUUUUUGAAGAUAUAUAUAUAUAUAUAUAUCUUCAAAACAUAAGAGCCUAAUUUGUUGCAUAGGUAAUGCCUUUCAGUUUGUGUUGUGUGUGCAUGUGUUGGUUUUUUUUAAUGUAGCAAAAAUUUUGCAGUUCUUGUAUUAAAUUUGUGACUGGAAGGUUAAAGGGUGUAAUGGUCUAAUGUAAGCAGAAUAUACUGCUGAACCUUGAAGUAGGUACUGUACUUGUUCUCCUUGCUACAACCCAGCUAAUAUUUUCCCAACAAAAUACUUUUUUAUGAAUAUAUCAAUAAAUGUGUUCUUGUUUGAUUUGAAUUUGGUCAGUGUUACAAUAUUAAGUAUGGAUUGUUGUUUAUCAGAAUGAACUCUUAUUUAGUCAGUUCAGUUAAUUAAAAAUAAUUAUAGUGGGCUAAUCGGGUGACAAGAAGGGAAUGUUUUGUGCCAUGCUAUUAUCAGAUCAAACCAUAAAAUACCUCUCCUUCAGGAGCCUCCCCACCUCUGACAGUACAUCUUAAUGCCUUACUGUAAUGCACAUAUAUUUUACUCUGAACUAUUUUACAUUGUAGGUUAUGGGUUAUUUGACAAUAUUAAUAGAAUGCAUAUAUAUUUAUAUUUGUAUAUUUCUCAACAGUAUGUAUCUAGAAACACUUAGAUUGAAAAUGUAUUGUUUUAAUGCUUCCUAAGACCAUGAUUACAAUGAUGUUAUUUUGUAAUUUUGACAAAGUUGAAAUGAGCUGAUAACUAAACAUUCUAAUAUUGUGAAUAUCUCUGUGUAAGACUGUAUGACUGAGAGUGAGUGAUCAUAAUUGUCGGUCUGUCAUCAAGCUUAUUUUUCACUGCCCCUGUGCUUGUGUUGCUGUAAUACAAUGCUCCAUUAAUUCCUGUACAGACACACUGCAUCAAUAAGAAUGACAUUUACUUAAAA
Conger conger (European conger) is the source of this 9311-nucleotide messenger RNA. It is a transcript of the gene mazb, whose product is annotated as MYC-associated zinc finger protein b (purine-binding transcription factor). Gene Ontology annotation, cellular component: nucleus. Gene Ontology annotation, molecular function: RNA polymerase II cis-regulatory region sequence-specific DNA binding; DNA-binding transcription factor activity, RNA polymerase II-specific. The transcript is spliced from 7 exons. Gene Ontology annotation, biological process: regulation of transcription by RNA polymerase II. NCBI's taxonomy places the organism in Eukaryota, Metazoa, Chordata, Actinopteri, Anguilliformes, Congridae. The record is from RefSeq and is a predicted model, not a curated record. Bases 949 to 2358 code for a protein of 469 amino acids.